Messenger RNA from Coffea arabica (coffee), 1914 nucleotides. The record is from RefSeq and is a predicted model, not a curated record. NCBI's taxonomy places the organism in Eukaryota, Viridiplantae, Streptophyta, Magnoliopsida, Gentianales, Rubiaceae.
AUGGCAAGUACGCAAACUUCAAGAAUCAUCCCCUGUCGCCACACACCAUUUCCCCCGGCUUCUGCGGAGAGCCCUGCAAAUGGCAAGGGUUGGGCUGUGCUGAGGCAAUGGUCAAGACAUGCAACUCCAGAUACAGAAGAAAAUAUUUUGGCCAGAAUAACCUUCAAUAUUAUCUUUGUUGCGGCGGAGGUUGCUCCAUAUUCCAAGACAGGGGGUUUAGGAGAUGUUUGUGGUUCUUUGCCUAUAGCUUUAGCUGCCCGUGGGCACCGCGUAAUGGUUGUCUCUCCUAGAUACUUGGACGGAGGCCCUUCAGAUAAAAGAUUUGCUAAUGCAGUUGAAGUUGGUUGCCCAACCAAAAUUUAUUGCUUUGGUGGUGUACAAGAAGUUUCUUUUUACCAUGAAUACAGGGGAGGGGUUGACUGGGUAUUUGUGGACCAUCCCUCAUAUCACAGACCUGGAACGCCAUAUGGUGAUGUAUUUGGUUCUUUUGGUGAUAAUCAGUUUCGUUUCACUUUGCUUUGUCACGCAGCAUGUGAAGCUCCAUUAGUGCUUCCAUUAGGAGGGUUCACUUACGGAGAGAAAUGCCUGUUCCUUGCUAAUGAUUGGCAUGCUGGCCUGGUUCCCGUGCUUCUCGCAGCCAAGUAUCGUCCUUAUGGUGUCUAUAAGGAUGCUCGGAGUAUAAUCGUGAUUCAUAACCUUGCACAUCAGGGAGUGGAGCCCGCAAUAACUUACAACAAUCUGGGAUUAACUCCAGAUUGGUAUGGGGCAGUGGGAUGGGUUUUUCCAACUUGGGCAAGGACACAUGCUUUAGACACAGGCGAAGCUGUGAAUGUCUUGAAAGGUGCAAUUGUAACUGCAGACAGAAUACUGACAGUCAGCCAGGGUUAUUCUCGGGAAAUUACUACUCCUGAAGGUGGAUAUGGGCUACAUGAGCUUCUGAGUAGCAGAAAGACGGUUCUCAAUGGAAUAACAAAUGGCAUUGAUGUCAAUGAUUGGGAUCCCUCUUCUGAUCCUCAUAUUUCUUCCCAUUACUCCUUGAUUGACCUUUCUGGAAAGGUUCUGUGCAAGAUUGCAUUGCAGAAGGAAUUAGGUCUUCCAGUUCGAUCUGAUUGUCCUCUGAUAGGGUUUAUAGGUAGAUUGGACUUCCAGAAAGGUAUCGACAUGUUACUGUCUGCCACCCCAGAACUUUUGCAAGAUGAUGUCCAGCUUGUAAUGCUUGGAUCUGGGGAGAGACAAUAUGAAGAUUGGAUGCCACUGGAGUCACUAUAUCCAGACAAAUAUAGGGGUUGGGUUGGAUUUAAUGUUCCUAUUUCACAUAGAAUAACUGCAGGUUGUGACAUACUAACAAUGCCUUCAAGAUUUGAACCAUGUGGUUUGAACCAGUUGUAUGCAAUGAGAUAUGGCACCGUGCCUGUUGUUCACAGAACUGGGGGUCUUAGGGACACAGUAGAGAACUUCAAUCCAUAUGCUCAAGAAGGAACAGGAGAGGGAACUGGGUGGACUUUUUCUCCUCUAUCAAGAGAAAAUCUGAUUGCUGCACUAAGAAUAGCUGUUGGGACUUACAGAGACCACAAGUCAUCUUGGGAGGGUUUGAUGAAGAGAGGAAUGCAGAGGGACUACUCUUGGAACAACGCAGCAGUUCAAUAUGAACAGGUCUUUGACUGGGCCUUCCUGGAUCCUCCUUAUGUCAAGUGAGUGAGUUAAGGAGAGAGGAAGGCAAUCAGCAUCUAUAGGCAAAAGAAAUUUCCUGAUUUUGGAAUACACCCAAAAUUUGUUACCACGAAUUACUGCAUUUUUGCUAGAGCGUUGUAGAAUUAUUAUACUGUCGUGACCUCGGGAACAAAUCAUAGAGUUCUUUUUAACUUGCACUGCAUCAAUUAACAAAAUUAAGUCAGGAGAGUUUUCCCUCUGCGA